This is a messenger RNA of Lontra canadensis (Northern American river otter), 3498 nucleotides long. It is a transcript of the gene ZNF543, whose product is annotated as zinc finger protein 543. Gene Ontology annotation, cellular component: nucleus. Bases 935 to 3106 code for a protein of 723 amino acids. The record is from RefSeq and is a predicted model, not a curated record. Gene Ontology annotation, biological process: regulation of transcription by RNA polymerase II. Gene Ontology annotation, molecular function: DNA-binding transcription factor activity, RNA polymerase II-specific; RNA polymerase II transcription regulatory region sequence-specific DNA binding. NCBI's taxonomy places the organism in Eukaryota, Metazoa, Chordata, Mammalia, Carnivora, Mustelidae. The transcript is spliced from 4 exons.
CCUGGGAGGGCCAGACUGUGCGUCAUGUGCUGGAUGUUCCAUCAUACUCUUACCCGUGACAGACACUGUGACAAAUCAAAGGCUCUUCUCAUGGCCAAAGCCCGCAUUGUCCUCAGUAACUUCUAUUUUCUGGGCCUGAAGUAUUUUCUCCUCAGCAAUAUGUGCUGUUGAGACUCAGGUGGUUGGGGUGGGGGGUUUAAGUUCCUUCACAGUUGCCAAAGCCAGAGGGUGAGGGGAAGACUCAUGUGGGAAAAAGAAACAGUGACUCAUUGUGGAUUCUCCUUGGUAGUCUCUGAGGAGCAGAAGGCAGUGGGACCCGAUCCAGGCCCUCCCACUUCCCAAGCAGGUGCCACCACCUCAGGUGAUGGUCCUGUGAGGUGGGUGACGAUGAGUUGCGCCUCUGCCCGUGUCUGCAGAAUUAUGUUCAAUGAUGGCUGAAACGAAUGUGGCUGGGAAAUUUAUAUGAAGUUCCUCACAUCUUCAUUGACUCCUUUACUAAUGGAGGAGUGUCAGGAUUAUGCCAUUAGACCCUAGACCAGAGGGACCAGAGGGACCUCAGUUCAGAGCCUGCCUCUCCUCAUACCACAUGUGAACUGUGGAUAAACUACUGAAGCCCCCUGGACCUCAGGGCCCUGACUGGCAGGAACGUGGUAAUGAUACUGACUUCACAGGCUGUGGCUAGUCACCCCAGUGUUUCUUUUACAAAGAUUUUUUUCUUUAAUUCUCAUACUCUUACUGCUGGGUGAGAUUUACUGUAUUAAUCCAGAAAUUGAGGCUCAGAGAAAUGACGUGAGGCUCCUAAGUGCGCAUGCAGGCAAGUGUUGAUUCUAAGACGUGGGUUUCAAACCUCAGGAUUAUGGCUUCAGAGCUGGGGACGUUCACAUUAGCAGGACAGGAAGCGCAUCGGCACGAGUCAGGUGUGCAGUGAAGAUCGAUGCCUGUGACCUUCGAUGAUGUGGCGGUGACUUUUACCCGGGAGGAGUGGAGACAGCUGGACCCGGCCCAGAGGACCCUGUACCAGGAAGUGAUGCUGGAGACGUGUGGGCUCCUGGUCUCUCUGGGCUGCCCUUUGCCCAAACCAGAGCUGAUCUGCGCCUUGGAUCACAGCCCAGAGUUACGGACAUUGAAGAGAGGCCUCUCCCCUAACUCCUGCCCAGGUGACACCACAAAACCUGAGACCCCAGAGCUUUCCCUUUCUCACCUUGCCUUGUCUGAGGAAGUCUCACCACAGGAACAACAGGCUCAGCAGGCUCUGGGGGGCUCCCAGUUGGGGCAAGGCAUGAGUCAGGAUUGGCCAUCGGAAAUGCUGGAAGGCCAGUUGAAACCAGGGAUAGACCCCCAAACGAAGAAGCUCCUUGGGAACAUGAAGCCUAAACAUGAUGGUUUAGGGACAGAUGAUGGUCUACACUCAAGGACUGUACAGCAGCCGAUCCCUGCAGGACAUGUUCUCCACGGUUAUGACUCACAGGGACUACUGAAAGAUCCCUUGAUUCACGAAGGGAAACGUCCCUAUCAGUGUGAGGAACGACAAAAAGUGUUUACCAAGAAUUGCUUUCUUGUGCGACGUGAGCAGAUUUCCACUGGAGCAAAACCCUAUGAAUGCAUCGAGUGUGGGAAGACUUUUAGCAAGAGCACACACCUCCUGCAGCACCGCAUGAUCCACACGGGGGAGCGGCCCUACGAGUGCAUGGAGUGCAGGAAGGCCUUCAACCGCAGGUCACACCUCACGAGGCACCAGCGGAUUCACACUGGAGAGAAGCCUUAUAAGUGCAGUGAAUGUGGGAAGGCCUUCACCCACCGCUCCAAUCUAGUCUUGCAUAACAGGAGCCACACUGGAGAAAAGCCCUUUGUGUGCAAAGAAUGUGGGAAAGCCUUCCGUGAUAACACAGGUUUCCUUCGGCACUACAUCAUCCACACGGGAGAGAAGCCCUUUGAGUGCAUGGAGUGCGGGAAGGCCUUCAACCGCAGGUCACACCUCACGUGGCACCAGCAGAUUCACACCGGAGUGAGACCCUUUGAAUGCAAUGAAUGUGGGAAAGCCUUUUGCGACAGCACGGACCUCAUUCAGCACUACGUCAUCCACACAGGAGAGAAGCCAUACAAGUGCCUCGAGUGUGGGAAGGCCUUCUACCGCCGGUCACACCUCAAGCAGCACCAGCGGAGUCACACUGGGGAGAAGCCCUAUGUGUGCGGUGAGUGUGGAAAGGCCUUCACCCACUGCUCUACUUUCAUCUUGCACAAAAAGGCCCACACUGGAGAAAAACCCUACGAGUGCAAGGAAUGUGGGAAAGCCUUUAGCAAUCGAUCAGACCUCAUCCGACACUUCAGCAUCCACACUGAGGAGAAACCCUAUGAGUGCAUGGAGUGCGGGAAGGCCUUCAACCGUCGGUCAUACCUCAUGAGACACCAGCGGAUUCACAGUGGAGAGAAGCCCUAUGAAUGCGUGGAGUGUGGUAAAGCCUUUUGCCAGAGGGCAAACCUCAUUCGACAUGCUAUCAUCCACACUGGGGAGAAGCCCUAUGAGUGCAACGAGUGUGGAAAGGCCUUUACGUACUGCUACACUUUUAUCUUGCAUAAAAGGGCUCACAUUGGAGAAAAACCUUUUGAGUGUAAAGAAUGUGGGAGAGCCUUCAGCACUAAGAAAGACCUCAUUCGACACAUCAGCAUCCAUGCUGGAGAGAAGCCCUAUGAGUGCACGGAGUGCGGGAAGGCCUUCAACCGCCGGUCAGGGCUCACGAGGCACCAGCGGAUUCACAGUGGAGAGAAGCCCUAUGAAUGCAUGGAGUGUGGGAAAUCCUUCUGCUGGAGCACCAACCUCAUCCGACACUCCGUUAUCCACACUGGAGAGAAGCCCUAUGAGUGCAGUGAGUGUGGGAAAGCCUUCAGUCGCAGCUCGUCCCUCACUCAGCAUCAGAGGAUUCAUACUGGGAGAAACCCUGUCCGUGUAACCGAAGUGGGAAGACCCUUCACGAGCGGGCAGUCCUUAGUCAACCACCAAGAGCUCCUGUUGGGGAAAGACUUCUUGAAUGUAACCACUGAGGAAGCUUCUUACUCAGAAUCUGAUCGUUCAUACCAAAGAGAACCCCCUCAGUUUCCUUCCCGAUGAGAAACCCUCUGUUGCAGGACAUCAUUUGUCAUCUGAGGAGUCAGACUGGAAACUUACCCCAUCUGGACCCUUAUCCUGCAUCUGAGAAUUCAUCCAGGAGUGUGAUCCAAUCAUUCUCAUGCACUUAGUGUAACCAUCAGCCACAUCUUUCUCCUCAGUUUACACUGAAAAAUUAUCUCAGGGAUAUUUAAACAAAGGAGGAAAAGACAUAAAAGAGAAAGAAAUACAAGCGUGGCUUCUUUCAGACUUCUGUUACAAGCCUAUGGCAGUUUGUUUUUCCUUAUCUCAUUUGGGAAAGGGGAGGAUGUUGUUUCAGAGUUCACAGAGCCUUGUCGCCUCUUUCUUAUGUAUGUUUCCACUGCUGUCCAUUGUCAGGACAGUUGAACAUUUAA